UAGCAAACCCUAAGCGUAAUCAAAAGCGUCUUCUCGAACGGUGGCUUUGAAGUUUUCAUUCAGUUUAAAAAUCCCUCUCUUCGAGCCCUAAUGCUUGAAAUUUUAUAUCGUUUUUGUCGAUCUGUGGUAUAUGACGAAGAAAAGCGUACAAUUCGGGUCGAUGAUGGAGGUUUCAAAGGAGAAUUCGAAGGAUGCUUUCAUGGAAAUAGAUGUCGGGAAUUCUGUGGAGUCCUUUCAGAAGUUUUUAGAAUCUCAGAAAGAGCUCUUUCACAGCCAGGUCGAUCAGCUUCAAAAGAUUGUUGUAACGCAAUGCAAACUCACUGGUGUAAAUCCUUUGGCUCAAGAAAUGGCGGCUGGUGCACUGUCAAUUAAAAUUGGGAAAAGACCAAGAGAUUUGCUAAACCCUAAGGCUGUAAAGUAUAUGCAAGCAGUCUUUUCUAUUAAAGAUACGAUUAGCAAGAAGGAAUCUCGUGAGAUCAGCGCUCUUUGUGGUGUUACUGUUACACAGGUUCGAGAAUUCUUUGCUGGUCAGCGUUCAAGAGUGAGAAAGCUUGUCCGAUUGUCAAAGGAAAAGGUGGUUAAGUCUAAGGCAUCCCAGGAUGGCUGCUUAACUGGCUCUGAUCCGGCCAUGCCUAUUGACCAAGUUCCUUUGAAUUCUGUGGACUCUAAGACAGUUGAAGGAAUCCCCUCCUGCAAUGUGCAGGAGGAAGCUCUACCUGACAUAGACAACUCUGAUAAAAAUUUCCUUGAGAAUAUUUUCAAUUUGAUGAGGAAAGAGGAAACAUUCUCCGGGCAGGUGAAGCUGAUGGAGUGGAUCCUGCAGAUACAAAAUUCUUCAGUUUUAUAUUGGUUUUUAACUAAAGAUGGUCUGACAAUUUUAACAACAUGGUUGAGCCAAGCAGCUUUGGAGGAACAGACAACUGUUCUCGUUGUCAUAUUUAAGGUUCUUUGUCACCUGCCAUUACAUAAAGCUUUGCCUAUUCACAUGUCUGCCAUUUUGCAAACUGUUAACAGAUUGCGCUUUUAUAGGUCAUCAGACAUAUCAAACAGGGCAAAAGUUCUGUUAACAAGGUGGAGCAAAAUAUUUGUGAGAAGUCAAGUUUUGAAGAGACCCACUUGUAUGAAAUCCCCCAAUGCUGCACAGAAGGAGAUAAUUCAGAAGCAGAGGAUGGGUGAAAUUCUCAGUGAUGAGGCUUGGCAGUCAAAAGUUGAUAUUCCUGAGGAGAUCCUUGCUCUCACUUUGGAUGGUUCAGAAAAUUCUAGGAAAUUGGAUCCUUCCCGGACACUGAAACUGCUCCCUGCAUCUGCUGAUGAUUCAAACAGAAGAUACAAUCGAAGUGUGCCUUCACAAACGAAAGAACGCAGAAAAGUUGUAUUAGUCGAACAGCCAGGACAGAAAACAAGCAGCAGAAGCCUGCAGGUUGCGAGGGCAGUGUCUGUCAACCAAAGUCGUCCAAUGUCAGCCGAUGAUAUACAGAAAGCCAAAAGGCGUGCUCUAUUCAUGCAGAGCAAGUAUGGCGAGAUUGGUUCAUCUUCUAAUGAUGGCCAGAGACAGAAGAGCGAAGAUUCAAUGAAACCAUAUGCUUCUCAGAGAGGCAAUUUGCUUUCAGCGUCUAAAACACCUCAUCAUAGACCAAAAAUUGAGGAAGAUACUAAUUCUGCUGCGCUUGCCUCAACAACUUCUUCCAGCAAAUUAGAAGAUCCAAUUAAAUCAAAGGAAAGCUUGAAUCACCAGAAAUUCUCGCAGGAGAAGUUUAGGAGGGACCAAAUCUCGUGGAAGAUACCUCCAGAGAUGAGGAUCAGCAGUCUCUGGAGAAUUGGCACCGGAGAGAAGAGCAAAGAAGUUGAAGUUCAGUUUGAGAGGAUAAGACGGGACAAGGAAACCUUUUACCAUAGUAAUCUGGAAAUUCCACCUAAUCCCAAGGAACCAUGGGACUUAGAGAUUGACUAUGAUGACACCUUGACCCCGGAAAUCCCGACUGAACAGUCAUCAGAUGUCAAUGUUACAGAAUCAUUGGCUUCUCCUACUUAUAACGGAAAAUCCGUGGAGACUACUGCAGCUGCUGUAGCUGCAACCAGUAAGGAAUGUCGCCCCCCUCCGGCUGCUGCAACCAGUAAUGGUUGUGCACCUGAACCGGAUCUUGAGUUGCUUGCUGUGCUACUGAAGAAUCCACAACUGGUUUUUGCCUUGACUGGUGGCCAAGGUGGUAACUUAACCAGUGCAGAGACAGUGAGGCUUCUCGAUAUGAUCAAGGCUAGUGAUAUUGGUUUACCUGGGAUUUUAAGUGGGAUGGGUGGAAAGGCUGAAGAGAAGGUGGAAGUGACAUCUCUUCCAUCACCAACUCCUGGAUCAGAUCACAUCAUGAGUGGAUGGAGAUCUGAAGCUAGUAGUGAUCGUUUCUCACAGGCUAAUUCAGCAGCUUACAGUGACGUGCCUGUGACUUCCACCAUCCCUUCCUUGGGAAAGCUCCCUCAUACUGGUUCCAUGCAGACCCAAAUUCCAAGCACUUCCUUUUCGUCACUGCAAAUACCAACAAUGGCUAGUCCAGUGCCCCAACAACUUCAAGCAGCAAUGCAGCUACUCUCAUCUCAACAGGUUACUGGUUCUGUGUUUCCUGAGAAACAACUAUUCUCAAUAACUCCCUCUUUAUCUCUAAGCCAACAAUCUCCCACCAUUCCUCCUCUCUUACAAAGGCCUCCUAUGAAGCAGUUCACACUGAAUACUGAUUCAAUAGAGUUUGGGCAAAUGCAGAAUGUGAAGCCUGCAACUGUUUCAAUUGUUUUGAACCCACCAAAGGAGAGGCAUUCUUUGCCAGCUUUGUUGCUGAAUCCGCCAAGACCAAACCCGCCUCUGUUACCAAAUCCUCGACCCUUUCAGCCACCACACACCAGAUGGCCUCCCAAUGCAAAUCCAGCUGCUUCUGGGAGGCAUUCUUCCAUGGCUGCUUCUGGGAAUGUUGGGCAGUUUUCUGCAACAAGUCGCCAUUUCCAAGCUAACCAUGACAAUUAUAAUGCAUUUUCACAAGGGCUUAUUCCUCCCAACUCAUAUCACCCUCGCAGCAAUGGGUAUGUGGGUGAGCCAGAGCUAGAGAUGUGGAGUCCAGAGAGGAGUCCAGUGAGGUCCCCAUCGUAUCAAUCUGGGUGGAGCUUUCACGAACCCAGAAAUGCUUAUGGCUGGAAUUCUAGACCUGAUCGGUCAAGGCAACGGAAUUCUGGGUACCAGGAACGAAAUAGACAUGGGAGAAUGAGACGAGAACGAAGGCACUGA
Molecule: messenger RNA, 3268 nt
Organism: Telopea speciosissima
Lineage: Eukaryota; Viridiplantae; Streptophyta; Magnoliopsida; Proteales; Proteaceae
Product: homeobox protein LUMINIDEPENDENS-like
Exons: 13
Coding region: 131-3268 (1045 amino acids)
Biological process (GO): vegetative to reproductive phase transition of meristem
Cellular component (GO): nucleus
Molecular function (GO): DNA binding
Source: RefSeq, a predicted model, not a curated record